This is a messenger RNA of Venturia canescens, 1909 nucleotides long. Its product is annotated as cilia- and flagella-associated protein 45-like. The record is from RefSeq and is a predicted model, not a curated record. Bases 139 to 1734 code for a protein of 531 amino acids. The transcript is spliced from 6 exons. NCBI's taxonomy places the organism in Eukaryota, Metazoa, Arthropoda, Insecta, Hymenoptera, Ichneumonidae.
CGAAAAAACGACGCGCGCGCGGUAUACAUCAGUUGCGGGAGCUUAUUUUUAUACGUGAUCGAAGCAAUGUUCAUGUCGAUCGUCGCUAAUUUUGUUUGUCUCCUAUGACGUUUCCGGUCUUUUAACUUAUCGUUCGAAAUGUCGAGAAAUCUUCCUAAAACGCCGGACAUGAAGGUCACCCGGAUCAAUUCCAGACCAAAAUUUCCUCCGGGAGAAUACACGAUUCAUUCGCCUUCCGUUUGUGAUCAAACUCUAAAGAACAGACCGAUACAUUUGAAACGUGAAAACGCCUACGAUGGAAAAGAGGUGGUUAACGAAUCAAAAGACGCGAACGGAAGGCCACGAAAGUACAUCAUACCGUCGAAGGAGCCAAACAUUUAUCCGAAGAUACUGAGCAAGAAAGAGUACAAUUACUUCCGGGAGUGUUCGAAAGCAGGUUUGGUAACGAAGGAAGAGCGAGAAGCAGCGCAAAUGGCGAUUGAGAAGGAGAAAGAUCGUUUAGUGGCCGAAAGCAUGGCCCGGAAAGAAGCGAUCCGGAAAAUCGAUAUGCAAAGAACAAAGGAAAAAGCGUCUCGAUUGGACGACGUCGAGGCCGAGGCGAGGCGUAGAACGAUGCAUCUCCUUGAACGAGCUUACAAUCUGAAGCUCGAGCAGGAAGAAGAGAUACAAAAGUGCAACAGGCUAAUCCUCGAAACUAAAUGCAGAGCGAUACGAGACGCUCAGAUAGCCGAGAAAAAGCUGAUCGAACGAGAGCUCAAUGAGGAGGAAGAACGUCUGAAUGCGAUGAUGGAAAACGAGCGACGAAUCGCACUCAAAGAGGACGAGAAAAAAGAACAAAGAGAAGCAGCGAAAAAACGGCAAUUCGCUCGUUUGUUGAAAAAUCAAAUUGAAGAGAACGAGGAACAACGAAUAAUGGAAUUGGAGAGAAAACAAGAGGAGGGAAGACUAAUUAUGCUCAAUAAUAUUGCUUGGCAGGAAAAUGAAAUUGCAAAAAUGCAGAAGAAGGAUGCUGAGAAUGCUUUGAUUAGGAAAGAAUUGGCCAGUGGCAAUGAGAGAUUACGACAUUUUAAAGAAAUGGAACAAGAAGAAAAUAGAAUAAUGGAUUUAAGAAUACGAGAAUUUCAAAAAUUGAAGGAAGAACGAGAGGCCGAAAUAGCCGAAGCCCAGAGACUAGCUAAAUUACGGAAGGAGCGUGAAAAGGAAAGAGUCGCCGCACAAACUCGGCAAGCUCAAGACGUUCAGGCUCAAAUCGACGAAAUAAAUGCGGCGAGGGUGCACGAGGAGGUUGAACGAGAAUGGCGGCGGAAGGAGAAAGAGGAGGCGGUGAAAAGAGCGGAGAAAUUGAAAAAAAUAGAAAUGGAUAGAAAGGAACAGAUAUAUGGUCGAAAGAUGAUACAAGCGAUGGAAAUGGAGCGGGAUAGGAGAGAAUUUGAGAAAAUAUUGAACGUGCAGAGAGAAGCAAUUUGUCGAGACGAAAAAUUACGCGAGAUAAAAGAACGCGAAGCCCGUCGAUACAGAAGCGAAAUAUUGCGUCAAGUUAACGAGAAGGAGCGUGAGAAAAUUGAAGAGAGAAGGAAAACAUUCGAGGAGGGUUUAGCCAUGAGAAUGGAAGUUGAAAUGCGUAAGAAAAAGUUACGAGAAGCUAUGGAACGAAAAUGUGACGAAAUGAGAGCGAAUAAAGUUCCUGAAACUUAUAUAAACGAAGUAAAGGACAUGAUUCAAAACGUCAGCUAAUUUGAAAACAAAACGAAAGGAUUCUUAAAAAACUGGCCCAAACAAAUAGCAUUACGACGCUCGGAUCCUUUUCCACGAUUUCUUCUACCUGGGCUACCGAUUGGCCCGUGAUGCAACAAAUCUCGUCCAGAUUGUAAGCACCGGUGAAGUAUUUGUAGAUCGGCUCGUUUCGACC